Cryptosporidium muris RN66 is the source of this 1233-nucleotide messenger RNA. RefSeq lists its product as uncharacterized. The record is from RefSeq and is a predicted model, not a curated record. Lineage: Eukaryota; Apicomplexa; Conoidasida; Eucoccidiorida; Cryptosporidiidae. The transcript has a single exon. Bases 1 to 1233 code for a protein of 410 amino acids.
AUGGUAGCAAAUGAACUAUUAAAUGUUACUUUUGAUGAGGUGAGGCUGAAAGAAUUUCCAAUGAUUGGUACAGAAUCAAUAGUGAUAAGGGGCGAAAAUACUCCAACGACAGAUACAGAUAAUGAAACUGAUACCUUCAGUGGGAAUAGCCUAACUUCAAUAAGUAAUGAAGGUAAAAGUAUAGAAGAUUUGAAACAGGAUAUCGAUUUGAUCAACUCUGAGAAAUAUUGUAUAAGUAAUCAUGAUGAUGUAGAUUGCAGUAAUAAUUUAGACGUCUAUGUAAAUUCAUUUAAACAAAUAACCAAAGAUAAUAAGCUAAUGAGAUGUGAUAGAAUAAUUUUAUUGGAUUUAGAUAAUACAUUAAUACCAACUAGUUGGAUUAUGCAAAAAUGGCGUAAUAUCCAAUAUGAAUUUGGAAAUAUUGGUGAUAAUUUUGAAAGUAAUAAUAAUGAGCAAUGCUUAUAUAUGCUAACUGAGUCUAUAAGAACACAGUUGGAAGAAGUUGGACUAUUUGACAUACUUGAACGUUUGUUUAAUGAUCUCUGGAAGAAUGGUAAAGUCUUAAAAAUUGUCAUUGUCACUAAUGCUGGAUUAAGAACAGUUGAAUUGUUUUAUUUAAAAUAUUGCUUACCUAAGCUGAAUGAGCUUAUUAUCAAAUAUAAUAUAUCAAUAAGAUCAACAGAGGAAUAUAUUAAGAAAUCAGGGCCACCUCCUUCACCAUUUCAAGAAGAAGAUUACCGUGAGUUUUAUACAAAUGCAAAACUUUGUGAAUUUCAAAGAGUACUAUUAGAUUGCUGGCAUAGCAAACAGGUACAAUUUGAUUUAAUAUCCGCAGGCGAUCAAGCAUGUGAAAUGACUGCAGCUUGUAGAAUAAGUAAGUUUUAUGAAGAACGAAUAAACAGAACCAAAUUAGUAUAUAUACACGAUCCAGAUGAUUUCCGAUUCUGGAAACAAACUCCAGAAAGUUUUAUGAAUCAGUUAACAGAGACAUAUAAGGAAUUAUUGCUCUUAUUGGAUAAUGAUUCUGAAACAUUAAUUGGAACUAAGGAUGAUUCAAACUCAAAUAGUUACAUAAAUCAGCAUUAUACUAAUGAAGAACAAACUUUAGGUUGGUUUUCAAAAGGUAAAUAUAUAAAUAUUGCAGUAAGCAAGCCAGAAAGGUUUGUAUUACCUAAUGGUAACGCACCUAUUUACUAUAAUACCGAGAAACUGUACUAUAAAAAACAAAUUUAG